AUGCCUCGGGAGUCAGCAGCAUAUAAAGUUUGUGCAUGCGCGAGUUUGACACAAGACAUGGCCAAACCGACAGUCCUCGUUCUGGGCGCAACGGGCGAAACCGGUAAGGCGAUUCUGGACGCCUUCCUCGUCGAUGGAGGAUUCGACGUUGAAGCUCUUGUGCGCCCAUCCUCUGCCAAGAAACCCCAGGUUCAAGCGCUGGGUGUCCCAAUCCGUGCCGCCUCUCUCGAUGCCCCCAUUCCCACUCUCGUAGAAGUCCUGUCGGGCGUGGAUAUCCUCAUCAGCGCGAUCGAUGGCAUGCACACUCUCCAGCAAAUCCCUCUUGCUACUGCUGCCAAAACCGCCGGUGUCAAACGGUUCAUCCCAUCUGCGUUCAUAACGGUCGCACCGGUUUCCUCGCCUGUUGAUGGUACAAUAAUGCGAAUGCGGGACAUCAAAGAACAGGUCUACACCCACAUACGCUCGAUAUACCUGCCCUAUACCGUCAUCGAUGUCGGCUAUUGGUACCAGCUCUACAUUCCCGCCAUUCCCUCAGGCCGCGCGGAGUAUGCUGCGAUGAUUCGCAAUCGGACGCAGAUUCAUGUUGGAGGUGCAGCGAGAAAUGCGCUGGUGGACCUGCGAGACAUCGCGAGCACGGUUGUCCGGAUAGUGAAGGAUGACCGCACGAUUAAUAAGAGUGUCCAUGUCUAUGGCGAUGUUCUCAGCGAGAACGAAACUUUUGCGAUGAUGGAAGAGUUGUCUGGGGAGAAGAUCGACCGCCGUCAUAUUUCUGCUGAGCACAUCGCUACGACGAGGGCCAAGUUUGCGGCUGCAAUCGCUAGCAAUCCGGAUGACCUUCACACCCAACAAAUGUCUUAUGGGCCGGACUAUCACUUCAGUAUGCACGUCAGGUCUGACAACACCCCUGAAAAUGCGGCCUACCUUGGCUAUCUGGACGCCGGCACGUUGUAUCCGGAGUGGAAGCCCAUCACCUUCAGAGAUUACCUGCGGGAAGUGCUGGACGGAAAGGCAACAAAACCCUAUGGCGAGUGGGCUUUAACGAUUGGUAAAAACUUGGACGAAUAUUAA
Mycena indigotica is the source of this 1068-nucleotide messenger RNA. RefSeq names its product Glycoside hydrolase. The transcript has 3 exons. Lineage: Eukaryota; Fungi; Basidiomycota; Agaricomycetes; Agaricales; Mycenaceae. The coding region runs from base 1 to 1068 and encodes 355 amino acids. The record is from RefSeq and is a predicted model, not a curated record.